This is a messenger RNA of Phyllostomus discolor (pale spear-nosed bat), 2902 nucleotides long. It is a transcript of the gene NCK2, whose product is annotated as NCK adaptor protein 2. Gene Ontology annotation, biological process: positive regulation of translation in response to endoplasmic reticulum stress; negative regulation of PERK-mediated unfolded protein response; negative regulation of endoplasmic reticulum stress-induced eIF2 alpha phosphorylation. The record is from RefSeq and is a predicted model, not a curated record. NCBI's taxonomy places the organism in Eukaryota, Metazoa, Chordata, Mammalia, Chiroptera, Phyllostomidae. The transcript has 5 exons. Gene Ontology annotation, molecular function: protein binding. The coding region runs from base 434 to 1576 and encodes 380 amino acids.
CGCCGUUGGGUUCGUCAGGCCCGAGCCGCGCGGCGGAACGGGCGGCGGGGAGGCUCGGCGGCGGGAGGCUCGCGGCGCCCGGGCCCGCGGCGUCCGGCCGGGCCGGCAGCGUCCGCGGAGCGGCGGGAAGAGGUAGCGGAACAGACAAAGAGCGGCGCCUGGGAGGGCGCGGCCGCCGCCCCGGGACCCGCGCCGCUGCCCUCCGGCCUCGGCUGGCGGUGGGCGGCAAGAUCUCAUAUAUUCCUUUUCUACAAGUGAUUUCUCAGACCAUAAUUCUCUGUUGAGAUUUGAGUUGGAUUUCAGAAUUUGGAGAAAUCCUGCAGCUUUGACUGCAGAGGUGUAAUCAGCUGAAAAAUUUACCUCUUGAGGAGUUCUGUGUUUUGCCAGUCAUCUCUUAUAGCUGAACACCAAAAGUAAAAGGACUCCAUGAAAGAUGACAGAAGAAGUCAUUGUUAUAGCAAAGUGGGACUAUACUGCCCAACAGGACCAGGAGCUUGACAUCAAGAAGAACGAGCGUCUGUGGCUGCUGGAUGAUUCUAAGACGUGGUGGCGGGUGCGGAACACCGCCAACAGGACGGGCUAUGUGCCGUCCAACUACGUGGAGAGGAAGAACAGCCUGAAGAAGGGCUCCCUGGUGAAGAACCUGAAGGACACCCUAGGCCUCGGCAAGACCAAGAGGAAGACCAGCACGAGGGACGCGUCCCCAACUCCCAGCACCGAUGCGGAGUACCCUGCCAAUGGGGGCGGCGCCGACCGCAUCUAUGACCUCAACAUCCCAGCCUUCGUCAAAUUCGCCUAUGUGGCUGAGAGGGAGGACGAGCUGUCUCUGGUGAAGGGGUCACGUGUCACCGUCAUGGAGAAGUGCAGCGACGGCUGGUGGCGUGGCAGCUACAACGGGCAGAUUGGCUGGUUCCCCUCCAACUAUGUCCUGGAGGAAGUGGAUGAGGCAGCCGCAGAGUCCCCCAGCUUCCUGAGCCUGCGGAAGGGUGCGUCCCUGAGCAAUGGCCAGGGCACCCGUAUCCUGCACGUGGUCCAGACGCUGUACCCCUUCAGCUCUGUCACUGAGGAGGAGCUCAACUUUGAGAAGGGGGAGACCAUGGAGGUGAUCGAAAAGCCAGAAAAUGACCCAGAGUGGUGGAAGUGCAAAAACGCCCGGGGGCAGGUCGGCCUUGUCCCCAAAAACUAUGUGGUGGUCCUCAGCGAUGGGCCAGCCCUCCCUCCGUCACAUGCCCCGCAGAUCAGCUACCCGGGGCCUGCGGGCAGCGGGCGCUUUGCAGGCAGAGAGUGGUACUACGGGAACGUGACACGCCACCAGGCCGAAUGUGCCCUCAAUGAGCGGGGCCGCGAGGGCGACUUCCUCAUUAGGGACAGUGAGUCCUCGCCCAGUGACUUCUCCGUGUCUCUCAAAGCAUCAGGGAAGAACAAACAUUUCAAGGUGCAGCUUGUGGACAACGUCUACUGCAUCGGGCAGCGGCGGUUUCACACCAUGGACGAGUUGGUGGAGCACUACAAAAAGGCCCCCAUCUUCACCAGCGAGCACGGGGAGAAGCUCUACCUCGUCCGAGCGCUUCAGUGAUGCCUCCCCUCCAGGCCGUGGUGCCUCACUCACUUUCCCAGGGCCAAGUGGGUAGCCCCCAGAAGACAUGAUGGGGCACGAGCUCUGCAGAGGGCCUGCUCCGUCCAGUGGCUAGUCCCCUACUGGCUUCCUUUGCCUGGUUGAUCUUUCUCUCCAGGUUGGUUGUUUCCAUCUGCCUCCUCUCCACCAUCCCAGGCCCUCAUUCCAUGUUCAAGGCCACUCUGCUACCAGCCAGUUUUAGAGAAUGGGAGGUGAAAGAGGGGUGAGUUUGUUCACUUUAUUUCUUCUGAGUUGGAAACAGCCUUAGUCUGUUCGCCUUGUUCAUGCUGUCAGCUCCUCUCAGUAAGAAGACACCGGGCACAGGUGGAAUGCACCAAAGCUGCCCUUGACAAAGUGACCUACAGUGCACUCCAAGGUGGCCUCUCCGGAGAGUCCUGGGCUCCCGCAUGCCAGGCAGCACAGGCAAAGGUCCUGGUUCCAGCAGCCCUUGUUCCUGUCCUUUGCUCUUACCUGGCUCCCAGACUCUCCAAGGAGUGAACACGUUUGCUGGUAGCAAUACUGGAACACCAGGUGAGAUAGUAGUGAGGAAGCUGUCCAGUGCCUUUGGGGCUGUACUUGCAAUAAGAAAGGAUUUCCUUGAAGGUCAGUCUGCAAGAGGGACUGGUGACUCGGAAAGAUAUGUUUUGGUAAUUUAUCCCCAAAUGUGCCAUCUACAUAGUGCUUUUUCUUCUUGCCCUUUGGCUUGUUUAAAUUUCACAAUUAUGUAUUUAAUUCUCAAAGUAAUAUGUAGCCAUUUGUUGACACUAAUACAGAUGAUUAAAGAAAAUAGCUGAUCUUUGGGGAAGGGAAGCUACCAACACUUUACACACAUACACAUAUAUAUAUGUUUUAUAUAUAUAUAUUAUUUGCUUUACAGGGAAAUGUUUCAGGGUUUACAAGAGAAUAUGUAACUGGUAGUAAGAGACACAAUGUUUGUUUUCUUUUUUCUUUACAUUUGAACUUCUUUAUAGUUUAAAUAUACUGUCUUGAGGUGGCACAUUCCUACAGUCGAAGAAGGGGUCUUGAGACCUCCCAAACUUGCAUACUCAGUUUUUUGGAUAUUGUAAUAAAAAAGUAUUAUGACAAAACUGUGUGUGUGUGUAUCUUUGGGAAAACUGACUCAGUGACCGGAGAGCAGCGCCUGCAGAAUUUCCUGAACUCUCAGUGCCUGACAGGAAGCAGUUCUAGAGAGGAGUUAAACACAUGUUAUAGUGUGUUUUCUUUUUCUACCACCACAUUUUUGUGCGUUGAAAUAAUAAAUUUUAACUAGUGCAACUCCAAGAGAAA